AUGACAGGAGGUUGGAACCCUUGGAUGGUAAUACCCAACAGUUUUGCCAUAUCUGGAUCAACUUGUCUGAAGCUCUUUUCCAUGGAUGUAUCCUCCUCAGCAGACUUGAACGAUUCAUCCUUAGAAGAUGUUGGAGAGCUUACUGAAAUCUUACUAGGGGUAGAUUUUCUAGACGAUGAUUUUGAUUUUGGUUUAGAAAUCUUGGAGCUUGAUGAACGUGAUUUCACAGAUUUCUGCUUGGAUGGGGUAAUUAUAGUUGAACUUGAAUCGUCUUUGGUGGUUUCUUCUUGUUUGAGAAAUUUUUCAUACAAUUCUGUAUCACUGUCAUCACCCUCUUCCUCCUUCUUCUUGACAUGGGAUUUCUUAACGCUUGAUGGGGUUUCACUAUGUUUCAGUUUCUUUGCUGAACUAAUAGUACGUUUUCUCACCAGACUUUCUUUCUCAUCUUCCGGAUGUUUUCUCUUUUUAGCUGAAGAAGAAGCAGAAGCAGAAGGUGAUGGAGAUUGGAAUACAUUCUCUUUACUAAAUGAAGUUUCUUUCUUUUGUUCAGGGCUUAGAGUUUUCUCCUCUUUAACAAAAAGAGAUUCCUCUUCUUCCUCUUCUUUUUGUGCUUCGACUGACUUGGUAGUUUUGGAUUUUGUCUUUUUGGCUUUUCCAGAUGUCUUUCUAACUUGCAAUACUGAAUCAUCCAAAUCAAACAAACUAUUCAAUUCGGAAUUCCCGUUACUUCUAUUUCUAGUAGCACGAACAGAACCAGUUUCUUCAUCAGUAUCGCCAAUUUCAGGACUUUUAGUUCUACUAGAUGUUCUUCUACUAGUAGAAGUCUUCAAUUUUGAAGCUGGUUUCUUAGCCCUAGUUUUGGCAACUUCAAGAGUUGGUUCCUUUUUAUCAUCUGAUUCAACUUCUGGAGUGCUUUUCUUUGAUUUGGUUUUCUUCUUAUUUGUUGUCGAUGACACCUUAGGUUCUUCAGAGGCAUUCACAAACCCCUCAUCAUUGGAGUUUUUAACCUUCUCAUUAUAUUUCUUAAGUAAUUUCUUUGCAUUUGGAGCAAUCUCAGAAUUAAAUACUUCAAUUAAUGAUGAUUUGGUAGCUGAAGAGGAGUAUUUAACCUCAUGUCUGUUUAAAAUAUUCCUCAAUUGA
Messenger RNA from Candida tropicalis MYA-3404, 1140 nucleotides. RefSeq lists its product as uncharacterized. The record is from RefSeq and is a predicted model, not a curated record. Lineage: Eukaryota; Fungi; Ascomycota; Pichiomycetes; Serinales; Debaryomycetaceae. Bases 1 to 1140 code for a protein of 379 amino acids. The transcript has a single exon.